AAAAAAACUAAUGGUUGUUUUCAAAGAAAGUCAAUCUUCUUUCGUAUUCCAUAUUGGAAAAGUCUACUAGUUCGACAUUGUUUGGAUGUCAUGCAUAUUGAAAAAAAUGUGUGUGAGAGUAUUAUUGGUACCUUACUUGAUAUUCACGGCAAAACUAAGGACGGUCUAAAUAGUCGCUUAGAUCUCGUUGAAAUGGGUAUACGACAAUCUCUGGCACUUGAGAAGAAAGGUGAACGUUUAUAUUUGCCUCCUCCUUGUUUCACUUUGUCCAAAAAAGAGAAACAAACAGUUUGCAAAUCACUUGCAAAUAUGAAAGUACCCGAUGGUUACUCGUCUAACAUCAAAAACUUGGUGAAUGAGACUGAAUUGAAACUAAUGGGUCUGAAAUCACAUGAUUGUCAUGCGUUAAUGCAACAUCUACUUCCAAUUGCCAUUAGAUCAGUCUUGCCAAAAAAUGUUCGAGAGUGUUUGACACAUGUUUGCAUUUUCUUUAAUAGGCUGUGCGGGAAGGAAUUAGAAUUGGAUAAGUUAGAUGCAUUACAUGAACAUGUAGUCAAAACAUUGUGCAACCUGGAAAAGUUUUUUCCGCCAUCUUUUUUCGACAUCAUGAUCCAUUUAAUGGUUCAUCUAGUGAGAGAAGCAAGGCUGUGUGGGCCGGUGUGGGCGAGAUGGAUGUAUCCAUUUGAAAGAAAUAUGAAGGUACUUAAAAGUUAUGUGCGUAACCACUAUCGGCCAGAAGCAUGUAUGGUUGAGUGCUACAUAUCUGAAGAGGCUGUGGAAUUUUGUUCAGAGUACAUGGCUGGAGUUGAGGCAAUAGGAAUUAGCAAACCAAGAACUGACCUAGAUGAUGUUGAUAGAGGAUUAAGGGGGAAAGGGACAAUGGUGACAGUGUCCAAGCUUGAACUAGAUCAAGCUCAAUUAGUCGUGAUGAACAAUAACGCAGAGGUUCAACCAUAUAUAACUGACCAUAUGGAGCUGUUACAAUCAAUGGUUCCAAGAAAUCAAAAAAAUAAACAAAAAUGGGUUGCAGACCAACAUCGUCAAACUUUCAUUGGGUGGUUAAGGAAUACCAUUAUAUCAAAGUUGAACGAACCGAAUCAUGGAGUAUCUGAUGUGUUGAGUCGUAUUGCCCUUGGACCAACUUUUGCGGUUGCAAAGCAUGAAGCGUACAUUGUAACGGGUAAACGUUUUCAUACAAAGUAA
Cannabis sativa is the source of this 1203-nucleotide messenger RNA. RefSeq lists its product as uncharacterized. Lineage: Eukaryota; Viridiplantae; Streptophyta; Magnoliopsida; Rosales; Cannabaceae. The record is from RefSeq and is a predicted model, not a curated record. The transcript is spliced from 2 exons. Bases 91 to 1203 code for a protein of 370 amino acids.